This is a messenger RNA of Brenthis ino (lesser marbled fritillary), 1086 nucleotides long. The record is from the annotation of a GenBank genome assembly. Lineage: Eukaryota; Metazoa; Arthropoda; Insecta; Lepidoptera; Nymphalidae.
AUGUGUCCAGCAACCGAAAAGCUCGAACUAACUACGACCCAGUCUGAUAUCUUAGCGUUGCAAGAGAAAGGAUUUUUAUUAGAAAAAAUAAUCGGAAAAGGCUCCUAUGCUAAAGUGUUUAAAGCUACACACAUGGUUGACGAAACUCGCCAUCGCAUUAUGGCCUGUAAGGUAAUAGAUACAGCGCAAGCCCCUCGCGAGUAUUUCACAAAAUUCUUACCACGCGAGCUUGACAUCCUAAUUCGUGUCAAUCAUCCUCACAUUGUGCACGUAUCAAAUAUAUUCCAACGUCGUGCUAAAUAUUUCAUUUUCCUCCGUUUCGCUGAAAACGGUGAUUUACUAGAUUUUUUAUCACAAAAUGGAGCUGUACCAGAGAACCAAAGUAGGCUGUGGAUGCGACAAAUUUUAUCCGGUAUACAUUACAUACACACUUUGAAUAUAGCUCAUAGAGAUUUGAAAUGCGAAAAUAUAUUGAUUACAUCAAAUUAUAACGUAAAGAUAACAGAUUUUGGAUUUGCACGUAACGUUCGUCAGAGAGACAGAGAUUUAUUAAGUGAAACGUAUUGCGGGUCGCUUUCGUACGCUGCUCCUGAAGUAUUGAAAGGCGUGCCGUAUUUACCAAAACUGGCAGACAUGUGGUCUAUCGGUAUCAUUUUAUACACAAUGCUCAAUAAAGCUUUACCUUUUAAUGAAACGUCAGUUAAGAAAUUGUACGAGAAACAGGUAAUGCGUAAAUGGCGUUUCCGCACGAGCGUGGUGAACCAACUGUCCACAGAGUGCAAGCAGCAGGUGACGCAGCUGAUGGAGCCCGAGGCGAAGGCGCGCCCAACCGCUGGACACAUAUUCAACGGACCCUGGAUAGCUAUGGAUGAACGACUUACAAAACUAACAUUUUUAGAAGAAUCUCUUUUAAAACAAGCUCAAGAAGAAUCCAUGAGAAAAGAAAGAGAACACUUUGACGAGGAAACUGAAGUGGAACGACUCGCGGAGUUACGGCGUAAAGGGAGAGGGAAAGAGGGUCUAAAAAUACUAAAAAAUGCGGAUUCAAAUUUUGCUAAAUCGCAACCGUUGUUGGACGAUAAGGAA